This is a messenger RNA of Ylistrum balloti, 792 nucleotides long. RefSeq lists its product as uncharacterized. The transcript is spliced from 6 exons. The record is from RefSeq and is a predicted model, not a curated record. Bases 1 to 792 code for a protein of 263 amino acids. NCBI's taxonomy places the organism in Eukaryota, Metazoa, Mollusca, Bivalvia, Pectinida, Pectinidae.
AUGGCAGGUCAGCAUUCUACUUUGUCUUUUAUUACGAUAGGCACUGGAUACUUGAAGGAGUAUAUAGGUAUGGCGAAACUUUCCAAGGAUGAAUUGACGUAUAUCGUAGUCAAAGAUAAUUCGACACUGGAAGACUGUAAAUCCUAUUGCUAUUCCCAUCAUCGGUUCUAUUGCGAGCACAACUCUACCGCUUCUACUUGCGCCAUAUCGGAACGUGAUAUAUCUCUUUAUCCCAUCGAAUUCACUCUUACCUACGUUGGCAAUGAUACCAUUUCAUACGUGAAAACCCAAAAUGAGCAAAUUGAUGUCACGACGAGUCCCGUCCAAAAUAUUACUUAUAAUUUUACAGAUUUACCAUGUUACCAGGAACCUGCUCCGCCAACAACGACUAUCAUCUCAACACAGUCUGCUGAGGGAGACGUGACGUCAUCUGUCUCUAACGACGUUAACACUGCUGUAUAUAUCAGCCCUGAAUACAUUGAACAACUAGUUGUCGAGAUAAAAGAGGAGAAUACGGUUGAUGUUAAAACCCUGACGUCAUACCGGAAUAAAUUUAUCAGCGCCAACGAUAAUCGACCUUCAUCAAAAACAAUUGGCAGUAUCGGAUUAAUAUUCAUCGCUCUACUGUUGGGUCUGAUUUUGGUGUCCGACGUGCCUAAAUUCAUACAAGACGUCAAAACACUUCAUGGAAAGCCAGCCAAGCACACUGAAACAUGUGAUAACACAUUUAUCUUUACAAAAUCAAAAUUCAGUAUGAAACGAAGGGUGUCCUUCCGUCGUAAUUCCAUGUAG